ACGAGAAGCACAAUGCCGCGGGUAAUGGAUGACGAGUAUGUGACAGGGGCAGGCGGGAGCGGCGAGUCAGAUGACGACGGUGAGGAGAUGCUGUCGGACGACGCAGACGACUACCGGCCGAGCACGUCCAAGAAGCGGGCAGGAGCAGGCCGAGGAGCCAAUGCUGCGAGAAGUGGUGCAGCAGCGCGAAAGUCAGGAAGUCAAAAGGCAAGAGCGGGGGCAAAAGGAGGGCAGAAACCAUCGUUGGGCAAAGACAAGGGCUAUGCAUGGGAGGCAACGUACAAGAGGAGCUGGGAUGCCGUGCGAGAAGACGAGGGCGGGAGCCUGGCAGGCGCAGUCCGAGGACUUCUGGAAGCGAGCAAGCGAAGAAGAACGCUGCAUGACUCGGCCCCAGUUCAACGAGGCAUCAUCCGACACCUGAUCCUAAUUCUGGACCUGAGUGAAAGCAUGAACGAAAAGGAUCUGCGGCCCAAUAGAUUCCUCUUGACGCUCCAGUACGCCCGCGAGUUCGUGGCAGAGUACUUUGAUCAGAACCCCAUCGGCCAGCUCUCGAUCCUAGCCACCCGCGAUGGCGUUGCAGAGCGCAUCACCAGCAUGGGCGGCAACACGACAGACCACAUUGCCGCUCUGACAAACAAGCUUCGUCUCCAGCCGCGAGGGGAGCCAUCGCUUCAGAAUGCCCUGGAAAUGGCCAGGACCAAUCUGGGCCACCUCCCGUCAUCCAACAGUCGCGAGGUUCUUGUCAUCUUUGGCAGCCUGACGACGUGCGAUCCCAGCAACAUUCACGACACCAUCAGUCAUCUCGCGCGCGACAACGUCCGCGUCUCGAUGGUCUGCCUGGCUGCCGAGGUCAAGGUGUGCAAGGACGUGUGCAAAAAGACGGGAGGCAAAUUCGGCGUGGCCCUUGACGAAAGCCACUUUCGCGAUCUCGUCUUUGAGCAGGUCAAUCCACCCGAGAUCGAAGCAAAGAAGAAAAAGAAGAAUAGGGCUGGUGCGAACGAAGACGACGAUGGCAGGGGCCCACCAAGCGAAGGCGUGGACCUGCUCCAGAUGGGCUUUCCCUCUCGGCUGGCGACACACGCUGCCCCCACGCUCUGCGCCUGUCAUUCAAAGCUGCGCUCGGGAGGUUACAUCUGCCCGCGGUGCUCGGUAAAGGUCUGCGACGUACCAACAGACUGCCCUGUAUGCGGCUUGACAAUCGUCAUGUCGACGCAUCUGGCCCGGAGCUAUCAUCAUCUUUUCCCUGUGGAGAAUUACGAGGCAGUGAGCUGGGAGAGGCUUGCAACAGUAGAAAAGGCCCCAAAAGAUUGCUUGGGCUGUUCGGUUUCGUUUGAGGACCCACCACCUCAUCUACGACACCUUGCAAAUGGGAGCAGGAUGGCGAAUGGCAAUCACCCCCUUGCCACGUCAUCUUCUUCAUCUGCGACGGCAGCAGCGGCAGCGGCGGCGGCGGUCAGCGAGGCAAAUGUCGCGACAUCAGGCCGCUAUGCCUGUCCACGCUGCCACAACCACUUCUGCCUCGACUGCGAUGGCUUUGUCCACGAAAAUCUUCACCUCUGUCCUGGCUGCUGUUGAUUCCAUCUCUGGCCUCCUCUGCAUUUGUAAUAUGUACCAACACCCAUUGUCAUCAUCAUCACAUCAUCAACGUCAUCGUUUAUAUAUGCAUUGCAAAGGGAAGACGCUUUCU
Acaromyces ingoldii is the source of this 1687-nucleotide messenger RNA. RefSeq names its product TFIIH basal transcription factor complex, subunit SSL1. NCBI's taxonomy places the organism in Eukaryota, Fungi, Basidiomycota, Exobasidiomycetes, Exobasidiales, Cryptobasidiaceae. The coding region runs from base 13 to 1575 and encodes 520 amino acids. The record is from RefSeq and is a predicted model, not a curated record. Gene Ontology annotation, cellular component: transcription factor TFIIH core complex; transcription factor TFIIH holo complex. Gene Ontology annotation, molecular function: zinc ion binding. The transcript is spliced from 4 exons. Gene Ontology annotation, biological process: DNA-templated transcription; regulation of transcription by RNA polymerase II; nucleotide-excision repair.